AUGGUUGGCAAGACAACCUCCAACUUCUCGACAUCUCCGUUCGAGGACUGCUUCUCGAGUUCCUCUGCAAAAUCCGAAUCGCGACAGUCGGGUUCUCAAAAUUCUAUGGGACGCCAUGGCGACCAAUCAUUCGCCAACCGCCAAAGUGUUCGCUUAUCUUCAUGGGCCAGUGUGGUCGAGCAAAUUUUGAUCAGAAAAUUGACUUCAGACGAUGGGGAGGUACGAGAAUUGGCGGCAAAGGCCUUUGUCAACUAUUAUGAUCAAUUAAAUCCAACAUUCGCUCAUGGCAAACUUCAAAUUCAAAACGUCGGAGCUCCUGCAAUUCGAGGAUUGUCCGCAGAUGAUUUAUUACGUAAAUUAUCAAUUAUUUAA
Caenorhabditis bovis is the source of this 372-nucleotide messenger RNA. The record is from the annotation of a GenBank genome assembly. Lineage: Eukaryota; Metazoa; Nematoda; Chromadorea; Rhabditida; Rhabditidae.